Messenger RNA from Pseudopipra pipra, 3333 nucleotides. RefSeq names its product layilin (gene LAYN). The transcript is spliced from 8 exons. The record is from RefSeq and is a predicted model, not a curated record. Gene Ontology annotation, molecular function: hyaluronic acid binding. Bases 1529 to 2842 code for a protein of 437 amino acids. NCBI's taxonomy places the organism in Eukaryota, Metazoa, Chordata, Aves, Passeriformes, Pipridae.
AUUUUUUCAUGGCUGUCUCGAGGUUUUUAUCCCCUGAAAACACUAAAACUCAGUUUAUAACAAAGUUAUGAAACUGGCUGCUCUGCUCCCUAAAAAGCUCUCGGAAACUUAAUUUGAGCAAUCAAAGGAAGAACUCCAUGUAGGGAUUUUUAUUAUUAUCAGUACUGAACUCCAGAUUUACUGACAUACAGUGGUUUGCCUUGGCCUGGCCGGAUGUUUAUCAGGAGAAUAAAAUCCAGGAGUAAGAGGGUUGAAUUAAAUUAAUGCUCUUCUUUCCUUCUGCUGUAACUCCCAAGAUACAAAGCAGCGAUAAAUGAGUUGAAGGUUAAACAUCUGUCCUUCUGAAGAACUAUAUAUCUGAAUUAAUACAAUUUCAUUGCUCAGUUGUAGAGAGUAGAACUGAAAUUUUCAAGCUGAUGAGUGCAGUGAUUUGAGAAAUAACUUGGAAAACAAGAUUUCAAAGGACCCUUUCAGAAAUGACGUAUUCAUUUUAGACAUAAAAGCCUCCUUUCUUCUUCCUUCUUAUUUAAGCUUUUAAGUUGGUUCAUAUGAAGUACCUCCUCUUCUCAAAGUUUAUUAAAAUGCUGAACCCAGACUCUCUGGUCUGCCCAAAUUCUAUGCAUUUAAAGCUGGGUCUGCUUUUUAUUUCCCUCAGUCUAAAUAGUCAGGUCCUAUCUGGGGGAGGGGGGAAAGAUGUUCUGGAUAUUAUUGUCAUUAUUAUUGCAAUGACUACUCAGUUUUAUCCUAUACUAAUAUAUAUUAAGAUAUGGACAUUAAAAGGCUGAAAGCCUGCUGCUUUUGUUCUGUACUUUACUUUCUAUAUAUUUUCCAUUUUUUUCUAAAUAUUAAGAGAAGGAGGUGGAAGCUUUGACAUUUUCCUUGAUCUUGCUUUAAUUCAGGUUGGAAUUCUGAAAGUCAGGGAGAAGACCAGUUGACAAAGUGUUUCCACAUGUCUGAAAGGGCCAGGAAAUGUCACAAAGGCUGUUCCUGUUUCACAGACACGACCCAGGCUGCAAAGCCAUGGCCUGAGCUCAGCUCCAACACUGAGAUCCCUGACUUCUGGUGACCUGGAGUGGGCUGUGCUCGUGGUAUUUUAAAGGAUUUUCCUCUAUUUAAAAUACUGAUUUCAGAAGGAGCUUCUCCAACUGAGCUCCCAAGAGCGGGUCUAGGUUUGAAAUACAUAAAAACCAUUAAUCUCUGAUUUUAAAGAAAGCACCGAUCCCGGUGCUCUGUCCUGCAAAAACCCCCUUGGAGCCAGAAAAUCCGUGGAUGGAGAACGCUGCAGGAAACAGGUGCGGAGCAGCUUCCCGGCCACCAGGAAACGGGCUGGGGGGGUCGGGAACAUUUGAAGCGGAGCCCCCGUGCUCUGUGCCCGCUCCCGGAGCGCUUUCCCGAGGGCAGCCGCGCAUCCUCAGCCCGGGGAGGAUGCGCCCCUGGCCGGGUCUGGCUCUGCCUGCGGGGGCGGCUCCCCACGGCCUGGGGGGAGUGUGGGACAGGUAUAAAAGCGGGCGGGGGAACACGCGGAGGGAUGAAGAGUUCGGAGCGGGGAAGGAGGGAGGGAAAGCAGCGGGCGGAGCGGAGAGAGGAGGCGCAUCCCGAGCCCGGGCGGUGCCGCUUCCCGAGCGCAGGGGCUGAGCCGAGCCCGCUGGCCCGGAGCCCGAGGAGGGGAGGGAAGGAGGGAAGGAGGAGGUGCCGGUGCCGGCUCCCUGCCGUCCCCUCGGGCCGCGGAUUUGGGGCGAUGCUCGCGGCCGCGGCGCUGUGCGCGGCCGCGCUGGGCUGCGCGGCGGGGGCGCGGCUGCUCAGCGCAGUGGACAUAUCCCUCAGAAGAGGACAGACAGUUUGCCGCCGCGGGACGCAGAAACCCUGCUACAAAAUCGUGUAUUUCCACGAUGCCUCCCGCAGAACCAGCUACGAGGAGGCUCAGCUGGCCUGCCAGGCUGACGGGGGACACCUGGUGAGCAUCGAGAGUGCAGCAGAGCAGAGACUCAUCGAAACCUUCGUCAGGAGCCUCCUGGCUUCCGAUGGGGAUUUCUGGAUAGGGCUCCGGAGGAAAAAGGAGGAGGAGGAGGAGAACAAUAGUACAGAGUGCCAGAACUUCUACUCCUGGUCGGAUGGCAGCUCAGCCAAGUUCAGGAACUGGUACGUGGAUGAGCCAUCCUGUGGGGGUGAGAUCUGCGUUGUGAUGUACCACCAGCCAUCUGCCCCGCCAGGUGUCGGGGGGCCUUACAUGUUUCAGUGGAACGACGACAGAUGCAACAUGAAAAAUAACUUCAUUUGCAAAUAUUCCCUCGAGAAGCCAACAAAUGCUCCAAUAGAGAAUCCUCAGAGAGAUGUUGCCACGGAGCCCUCGAGCCCAGUGCUGCCAGGAGAACCCCGGAGGAGAGGUGUUAAUGUGACAGCUGUGGGAGCCAGAGAACCUGUUCAGAGUCUUGCCUACAUCCUUAUUCCCAGCAUUCCUGUGCUGCUGCUCCUGGUGGUCAUUACAGGCAUCUCCUGUUUUUGGCUUUUUGUGAAGAGGAGGGAGGAGCAGAUGGACAGGAGCCCCAAGGAGGAGGAUGCCUGGCUGUCCAACAGCCCCAGCCUGGACAUCUACAAAGUCAUCAACAAGCAGUCGGAGGCAGACCUGGCUGGGACCAGGCCUGGCACCAAGAAUUCCUCCUUCCGGGCCCGGGAGCACUGGGAGCUGGGCAGGGCCGGGCAGGAGGCAGCGCCCAAACCCCCCAGCAGCGGCUUUGGGACCGAGAGUGGCUUUGUCACCAACGACAUCUACGAGCUCUGUGGGGACCGUGUGGGCAGGAGCCAGGAGUCCACCUGGGUGGACAAUGAGAUUUAUGGAUAUUGAGCAAAUGGACAGAAAAAAAGCCCCCUGGAACUCAGAUGACAAAGUGGGUGCUGAUACGAGUUUACCUCCCUGUCUAUGCACUUGUUUAAUAACAGUUACACGUGGUGUUCAUCCUGGGUUUGCAUUGUCCCCAUAUUCUUCCCUUUUUUUUUUUUUUUUUGAAAGAAUGUGGGUUUUUAACGAUCCAGACUGAAAAGAAUGUGUAUAUUUUGCUUUGCAUCAAGCCCCCUUUGCCCUGGGAGCGGCUUGUUAAUAACCUUGAUUCACUUUUUUGUACCAAAGAUAUGCCUUGAAAAACUAGAGGACAAUCCCAAAUCCUUAUUUAUUUAACUGACCCAGUUGUCUUAAAGGUGCUAAAAGUUGCCUGUCAGGUGUGAUGGAGCCCUGCUUUCCUGGACAUGAGGAGUGGGGAAUGAAUGCCUUGGUGUGCUUUGCUUGUGUGUGCAACUUUUACUUUACCUAUUAAACUGCCUUUGUCUCAAACCACGAAA